UUUUAUCAACACGUUGCCAGCCCGGUUCCCCCACAUCCACCCAUCCAGUCGCCCAUUUGCACUGUCAUUUAUUCAAUCAUUCCUUUACAUCCUUGAUUAGACUACGAACCCAUUCAUAAAGCCAUGCAGUUCUCCAGCUUUUUCAAACUAUGCACACUCCUUUUGAUCCAGAGUGGUGCAGUUUAUUCUACAUUUGUGUGUAACGACAACAACAUUGAGGAUGCCAAAGUUGGUAUCUGUCUGAGGAAGAUCAACACCGCUCAAGAUCCCACGGAUCCCACUGUGUCACCUUUGUUGGAUAAGAAAGAUUUCCUCGCUCGCGAUGCCAGAGGGACAGACAUUCAAUAUCACUUUACUUGCGAAGGCGUGACAAUUGGCAAGGGACCCGUGGAAGGCAGAUUUUGUUGCAAGAUUGAGACCUCAACCGCGAUCCGAGGCUUGACCCACGAAGAAGUCAACCGCCUUUGUUACUCUCGGGAUGGAAAACCACAAUAAUCUUCACCUCGCUUUCCUUGUAAAUACUACAUCUUCCAUCUUUCACCAUGACAAUCUGCAUGUGUCAUUGUAGAAUCAUCAGCCACACUGAAC
This is a messenger RNA of Puccinia graminis f. sp. tritici CRL 75-36-700-3, 588 nucleotides long. RefSeq lists its product as uncharacterized. Bases 124 to 495 code for a protein of 123 amino acids. Lineage: Eukaryota; Fungi; Basidiomycota; Pucciniomycetes; Pucciniales; Pucciniaceae. The record is from RefSeq and is a predicted model, not a curated record. The transcript is spliced from 3 exons.